UUGCCCCGGAAGCGUUCAUUAUCCCGGAAGUUAACCCCAGGUCCCACCGACUGCAAGCAGCGAUGGCGGGGGACACCGCAACGGAGCUUCUCUUUCUAGAUACGUUCAAGCAUCAGAGUGCAGAGUUAACCAAUGUGGAUGUGGUGCGGUUUCCUUGCGGGGUGUUGGUAACGGAGGUCCGGGUCAUUCCUCCGGGAAUCAAAGCCCACAGCAACUUACCUGACAGCAGGGCAUUUGGAGAGACCUCUCCUCAUGCCUUCCAGCUGGAGCUAUUUUUCAAUAAUGUCACUAAACCCAACAGCCCCACCUUUCACAGACUUGGCAGUCUUGAGUAUGACGAGAACAAGUCUAUUGUGUUCAGACCCAGUGGAAAGGUCAACACGGAUGGCCUGGUGCUGCGGGGCUGGUACACCAGUCUCACUGUGGCAGUAUACGGCACAGCAGAGCGCUCACAUGGACAUAGCCAAGACUCGCCUCCUCCACCACCACCUCCACCCCCUCAGCAGCCUAGUGGUCUAAAGAGAAUGGUUAAACAAGAAUGGGAAAAGGAUGACCAGUACAAUGGCAGCCCGCCUAGACCAGCACCCAGAGGGCCUCGCACUCCACCUGGUCCCCCACCACCAGAUGAUGAUGAUGAGGAGCAGGUCAAUGUGAUAGCGGGCGCCAUCAAAGAUGAACCAUGUGAAGGCCGUGAUGAUUACCUGGAGCCCGUAUCACCUGAAAGAUCACUGCCUGCUGACGAGGCAUAUUCAGAUGCUGACCAAGAGGAAGAAGGGGAUGAAGAAGAGGAGGAGGAGCAGGAGGAGGAAGAAGAUGCCCACACAGAAGGGAGCGCUCCAGAGGAGGAGGAGGAGGAAGAGGAGGAAGAAGAUGAGGGUGAGGACGAGGAAGAGGAGAUGGAGGAAGGAGAUGACGGCUAUGAGCAGAUUUCCAGUGAUGAGGACGACCUGGAUAAUGGUAGCUUCAAACUGCCCACCUUUGACAUGGACUACACUCCGGAGGAUCUUGCAUCUGUCCCACCUGUCCAGUACGACCCUUAUGAGCGAGAACUCAGGCCCCUACUAUAUUUUACCCCUCCAUACAAGACGCGCUUUGACACCCAGUUUGAGAAGGCCACUGUGGAUGAGCCCAGAGACGCUGGGGGCACAGAGGUACCCAGUCUUGGAGAGGAGGCUGAAGCUGUUUCACAGCUGAAAGAGCUGCUCAGUAGUAUUGGUGAUGACAGGGAUGCCCGCUGGGUCACCGCCCUAGAAGAAGCACCUGGACUUCUGGCCAAAGGGUUGGCUUAUUUAAUUAAACGAGGAGAGGGGGAGAGCGAAGAUCCUGUUGGAGUUUUAGUUCACUGGGCUGUGCAAGCUAUGAGUAUGGAGAUUGCUCUCACACAACCCAUUGCUCUUAACCUCAGACAACUGAAAGCUGGUGCUAAGCUAGCAUCGCACCUGGCAGAGUGUCCACAGGGGCUCACAGCUCUGCUGCGUGAGGGGGCUCUGACUGUGCUUUUGGAGCUGCUCCACACAGACCAUGUAUCCUCCACACUUAAGCUGAGUAUCUUGAGAGCUGUGGAUGCUCUGACCUGUGCUCCUGCAGGUGUGGAGGCUUUCUUACAUGCUGGAGAAUCAGAGAAGAGUGGCUAUCAGCGUCUAGUCCAGCUUUUUCUUCGUGAAGAAACGGUUAGAGUCAUAACAGCUGGCAAUGCCAUACUGCAGAAAAGCCACAUGUAUGAAGUUCUGAUGGACCUGCAACGCACAGCAUCAACAUGGAGUGAACCACAGCAGGAGGAGCUGGAAGAAGCUGAGAGCCCUAUGGAGGAGGAACCAUCACUAAGUGCCCCUCCUGUGAGCGAAGUGGAGCUUGAUAGGUUGGCAGGGGUUUUGGAGGAGUUGCAUCACCUGCUAGAGACGGCCUCUAACUGCAUGGUGCAGCCACCUGGAAAGGCCUUCCCCACUACCACCAGAAUAACAGGACCACAAGAGAGGGACGAUCCCUAUCCAACAUUGUAUAGGUAUAUGCAUGCGUGCCAUUUCCUGGAAAGCAUGUCAGUGGUGUUGUCAGCAGCCGCAGUGGCUGGACACUUAGGUGUCACCCAAGCAGUUAGAGACAUCCUCCGCUUCCUGUCAGUCACUCAGUCGGGUCUGCUCUUCCUCCUGGCCCAGCCCACACCCACCAACCUGCUGCUGCGUCUGCUGGCAUCAAUGGCAGAGACAGAGGGCGAUGAGAGCACGUUUACAGGCGGAGAGGGAGCUCCCGCGGGCCCGGCGUUUGGUGAAGAGGGCUUCGCUGUGUGGCUUUUGCAGGCGCUGCACGCUCUGCAGGGGGUCUCCGAGCUUAUGAGCUAUGUGGCCACAGGAGGAGAUGGAGGAGCUGGGCUGGAGGAAGGUGACAACCCAGAAGUACUAGCCAUGCUCCAUGCACUCUACCUGAUGACCUUCACACAGACUGGUCGCAGUGCUGUGGCCCACAUUUUUAACCUGGAGAACAAUCUGUCCUGCCUGGUUACGCUGCUCCAACACCACAGCAAGGAUGGACAGGGUGAGGCGAAGGCUCGGAAAGCAGUGACAUAUAAUUAUGCCUGUAUGCUAGUGUUACUGGUCAUACAGAGCUCCAAUGAACUGCGGAUGAUGGAGCAACAUGCGGCUCCACUAAUUGCUUUAGCUAAGGUUGAUGACACCAAUGCAAAGUUACAAGAGCUCAGUAAAUGGCUGGAGCCUCUGGAUAAACUUCGGUUUGAGAUUGGCAGCAUUCCCACCCUCAUAGACUACAUCAAGCAGAAUGUAGAGAAUGUGUUGACGGCUGAGGGAAUGGGACUUGUCACUGCUCUGAGGGUUCUCUGUCACAUUGCCUGUCCUCCACCUGCUACAGAAGGUCAGCAGAAGGAUCUGAAGUGGAAUCUGGCUGGAGUUCAGCUGUUCUCAGGCGAGGGUUUAGAUACGUGUGUGCGUGUUCUACAGAAGCUGUGCAGUGUGUUGCUGCAGCCAUGGCGCCUGCACGGACACAUGGGCCCCACUCCGCAGCGCUGCAUGAUCCUCAGCAUAUGUAUCAGCACACUCAGGCUGCUGCGCACCAUGCUGACGGAGCUUCUCCGUGGGGGAGCUUUCCAGUUCAGGGACACUCGCGUGGCCAGCGUGCUGGUGACACUGCAUAUGAUCGUGUGCUCCAUGCCUGCAUCUGGACGUCUGGACGGAGAGGAGACCAGAGUGCAGGCGCUUAUUGUUGAUGUUCUGCUCACCUUCACACAGGGUGUCAAUGAAGAGGUGACUCACACAGAAGAGUCUCUGGCCAGUAACACGUGGUCUCUGAUGCUAAAGGAAGUUUUGGGCUCACUGCUAAAAGCUCCCGAAGGUUUGUUUUCUGGCCUGACGCUGCUGUCUGAGCUGCUGCCUCUUCCUCUGCCAAUGCAGAGCACUCAGGUGAUAUCAGUUAAAGAUGUAGCUGUAGCCUUAAACACGCGGAAGCUGUGGAGCAUGCACAUACGGGCACAGUGGAAGGUGUUCUCUGAGGCAUUGAGGUGUGUGUGCGCCACUAGCUGCCCUCCACUCCUGGCCAUGCUGAGGAGAGUGUGCGUCCAGUUGGCAGACCUGUCUUCACCAACAGCCACGCUCAUCAUGAAGACCCCGGUGGAGCUGCUGCUGGAGGAGCUGCAGCCAGCGGAGGGGAAAGGUGUAUGCUGGGGCCAGGUCCUGCGUCUCCUCUCCUUAAUGGACGCUCUGGUAUCACAGAGAGCCUGUAAGAGCGCAACGUUACACCUGCUUUCUGGAUCUGUGUCUGGAGAUGAGCAACUGGCCGAUCUGUUCCCGCUGCUUCUGUCUCUGCUCGUCCCUCCAACUGAUCACUCCCUGCAACAGCAGCAGUGUAGUGAACUGGUGGGAACAACAUUACAGUCACUGUGUGACCAGGACAUUUCUCUGGUUGUGUCUCCACCUGGUGAGACCUGCGUGUCGGAGGCUGAGCAGCUGGCCAAUGCACUACCAGGGCGCGAGAUUAUGUCAUCUGUUUGCAACGCCAUGUUGGACGUUCUGGAGAAUGCCGAGAGCAGUGUCCCACUCCUUGUCACCUGUAUCAGGACUUUGACAUUCCUAACAGAGCACGACUAUGGACUCUACCACCUCAAAGUCUCUCUAAAGAAACAUACUGGGAGUCUGUAUUCACUGUUAAAGAGGCUGGUAGUCUCAUUCAACAAGGACUCUGCAGAUCUGCUCUCAGCUCUACUUGACUUCCUCAGGCAGAUUCUUAACACAGAAACAAUGUGUGUUGAGGAGGCCCAGGGGUCUGUUGAAGAAUCUGCGUUCCCUACCCCUCCACGGUUGCUGACAGGGUCUGAGAUGAAAAUUCUGCUGCAGUGGGACAAGUCCGAAACUCAUCCGCUUUCUGCUUUAGAGAAACAGAUCACGAAACUGUGCAAGGAAGAUGAGUCACUGGAGACCAUGUUGGAGAAUGUGAUUGUCCUAAAGCAGACUUUAGAGUCUGCUACAGACAUGGCUCCUGCGACGGAAACUGAGCCCACUCUGCCAGCACCUGAGACACUUGGGGCCCAGUUUAACCACAGGACGGUGUUUAUUCUGUCAGAAGCUUUGGACGAGCAGCUGAAGGUUCUAUGGUUCUCUCCCUUCCAAACGGAUGACAUAGAAACAGACCUUGAUAUGGUCAAAGUGGAUCUGGUUGGGCUGGCUCAGGAGUGUUGCCGGGAACUGGACCUGAAGGCAGAGCUGGAGCGCUCCUUCAUGUCUGAGCCCUCGUCCCCUGGUCACACCAAAGCGCCUAAAGGCUUCCGACUUGGCAAGCACAAGCAUGAGACAUUCAUUACAUCAAGUGGUAAAUCAGACUAUGUGGAGCCUGCUAAAAGAGCCCACAUCAUGGCUGCUCCUCGUGGCCGUGGGGGUCGAGGUGGAUUCGGACAGAAUGUCUCACGGCCCCACGAUAUCUUCCGCCAGCGCAAACAGAACACUUCCCGUCCUCCCAGCAUGCACGUGGACGACUUUGUUGCAGCAGAGUUUAAAGACAUUACAACCCCCCUUGGCCUUUUACCUCCUAAACGGCCCCCUAAGAGCUCCCCCAAACCCCCCACCAGAGGACUGUUCACUGGCAACAGGGGCAGAGCCACCUUUCACAGCCAGACCCGCUUUUUCACUCCACCACAACCUAAGGGGGUGCUGUUGUCUGGUAACUACACUCGUAGAGAAGGAGGGAGAGGUUCAUCGUGGACCGGCCAAGUCCCAGCUGUCACUCACAGAGGUACCUACAGUGAACCUCGUGGAGGGCAGAGUAACUUCACACGUGGCCCGCUGCCCUCCAGACAACCCCCAGCAAGUGCAUAUCGUUUGGCUCCACGGGACCGGGCUCCAAGGGGCAGAGGAGGCACCGGGCUGUCGUGGCUUAGUGGGCUCGGAGGUGGCGGCAGUGUCGGAGGAGGGGGUGGUGGAGGGGCGGCGGAAGAGGAUCUCAGGGGAGCAAGUUUGGUGGCGGAGGGAGCGGAGGUGGGAGGGGCAGACACGUUCGCUCCUUCACCCGGUAGAGUCACCUGUGCAAUGGCCGCAGCCUCUCAUGGCAGCAAAUGGACCAAUCAGAAUAUUAUGUGAACCUACUCCAUGAUGGUGGGAUUAUGUAACAAUGAGACAGACUUGCUGUUGUUUUAUGUUUUGUUAUAAGGACUUGUAUUUGGAGAAUAAAGGUGUAGUCACUGAUCUGUUCCAUGUGUUUUUAAGGACACGCCAAAUAAAUGAUGUGUGCAUUA
Molecule: messenger RNA, 5728 nt
Organism: Betta splendens (Siamese fighting fish)
Lineage: Eukaryota; Metazoa; Chordata; Actinopteri; Anabantiformes; Osphronemidae
Gene: virma
Product: vir like m6A methyltransferase associated
Cellular component (GO): RNA N6-methyladenosine methyltransferase complex
Molecular function (GO): RNA binding
Source: RefSeq, a predicted model, not a curated record